AUGCGGACUAUCUGGAGUACUCUCCUGCUGCCCUCCCUCCUCAGUGGAGUUCAAGGAGCGGCAGUAAAGGUGCCUCGCAGUGAAUAUUCAUCGAAGAUAGAAGUGAUUCGCAAUCCUAACUACCCGCUUGAUGCCGUCGAUAAGCUAGAAGAGGCUACCAUGCCUAAGGUUGAAGCAUGGCUAGCUAAGAAGAUCGCAGCGGAGACGAACAACAACUGUACGCUAGAAAACGCGAUCGUACGGAGGGAAUGGAGCGACCUUCCCGAGGAAUCAAGACAGGAAUAUGUCGCCGCCGUCAAGUGCUUGAUGAAAUUGCCUCCUACAGUGGACAAGGAGAGGUUCCCUGGAGCCUUAAGUCGAUACGAUGAUUUCGUCGCGUAUCAUAUGACACACGCCAUGCAGCUUCACGACAACCUGCACCUGUUUGGCGCACACAAGUACUAUGUCUGGCUCUUUGAGAAAGCGCUUCGCGAGGAAUGUAACUAUACCGGUUACCAGCCUUACAUGAACUAUGACCGCUACUCGGAAGACCCGCUCAAUUCUCCCUUACUCAAUGGUAACGCAUCUAGUUUAGGAGGCAACGGUGUUCUAGAGCCUACGUACAAGGGCAUUUCGCAGCCCGGACGUACCCCCAACAUCAUCAAGUCGGGAGGUGGCGGAGGCUGUGUCACUGAAGGGCCUUUCUCAGACAUGGUCGUUAGCCUUGGCCCUACCUCGAUGACAACAGCCACCGGUAUUGCCAAGAACCCAAGAGCCGACGGCACCGGCUCGAACCCGCGCUGCCUGCGCCGCGAUGUGAACCGCAAUGCGGCCAUGGGAGCCAAAGCCGACCGUGCUUUCCAUCUAAUCAAUGAAAACAAGGAAAUGGAUGGCUUCUAUAACGAGCUUCUAGGAACCCCACCACCGAAGAACGACCCCUAUCCCUGGGGUAUUCACACGGCUGGCCACUAUAUCGCUGCUGUGGACCCGGGUGGUGAUCCCUUCACCUCGCCCGGUGACCCGCUCUUCUACUUCCACCACACCGCACUCGACCGUCUAUGGUGGAUCUGGCAGAUGCAGGACCCGGAGAAGCGUCUCAACGCUGUCCCGUCUGGAAACAUGUCCAUGCCGAUGCGCAAGAACCGACGAGCGGACGACCCUAUGGAGACUGUGGUUGAUAUGGAAUGGCUUGGGCCCCCUAUUAAGCUUGGAGAGACGCAUGACCAACUCGGCGGAUAUGAUGGUGCUUUCUGCUAUGUCUAUGUUUAG
Molecule: messenger RNA, 1248 nt
Organism: Daldinia loculata
Lineage: Eukaryota; Fungi; Ascomycota; Sordariomycetes; Xylariales; Hypoxylaceae
Product: Di-copper centre-containing protein
Exons: 6
Coding region: 1-1248 (415 amino acids)
Molecular function (GO): oxidoreductase activity
Source: RefSeq, a predicted model, not a curated record